Messenger RNA from Dama dama (fallow deer), 2967 nucleotides. It is a transcript of the gene PABPC4, whose product is annotated as poly(A) binding protein cytoplasmic 4. The coding region runs from base 569 to 2551 and encodes 660 amino acids. Gene Ontology annotation, molecular function: poly(A) binding; poly(U) RNA binding; mRNA 3'-UTR binding. Gene Ontology annotation, cellular component: cytosol; ribonucleoprotein complex; nucleus. The record is from RefSeq and is a predicted model, not a curated record. Lineage: Eukaryota; Metazoa; Chordata; Mammalia; Artiodactyla; Cervidae. The transcript is spliced from 16 exons.
CCCCCGCGCGCCGGCCUCCCCGCACCACGUGUCCGCGCUGCCCUUCGCCGGCCCGGCGUGGGAGGCGGCUGCGCGCUCGGGCCGCCCGGGGCUUGCCGAGUCGGCACCGACAAAUAUUUGGUUUCCCUCUUCCCCGGGCUGCUGUAAUCUUAAACCGCCGGGAGCCCGAGGCCUAUAUUUAUAGAGAAACGCGCGUCCCGGAGGCUGCCGUGGGCACCGCUGGGUUGCCUCUGGAAAUUUUUUUGUCAUUCGGAGGGGAGUCCCCGUUUUAAUUUUUUCCCCUUUUUUUGAAAUUGGGAGCUUCAGACCAGGACAGCUGAAAAAAUUACAAACUCCCAGGGAGGGCCAUAUUGUUUUUGAGAGCCUUUUGUCUGCGGUUUGGCAGUCUCGUCCGAACCGUCCCCGAACUCCUCUCCGGCCCUCGGAGCCGACUCCCAGCGUCUCCGAGCUUCACUGCCACCUGUGAGCCGCGGCGUGGGCCACGGCUCCGAGCGGAGCCCCCUUUGUCCUGUGCGGUCCCUCUUAAGAAGUCCUCCUGGCGGGGCUCGGGGUGGUGGGGGCUGGGGAGAUGAACGCUGCGGCCAGCAGCUACCCCAUGGCCUCCCUGUACGUGGGUGACCUGCACUCGGACGUCACCGAGGCCAUGCUGUACGAAAAGUUCAGUCCUGCGGGGCCUGUGCUGUCCAUCCGGGUCUGCCGCGAUAUGAUCACCCGCCGCUCCCUGGGUUAUGCCUACGUCAACUUCCAGCAGCCGGCUGACGCUGAGCGGGCCUUGGACACCAUGAACUUUGAUGUAAUUAAGGGAAAGCCGAUCCGGAUCAUGUGGUCUCAGAGGGAUCCGUCUCUGAGAAAAUCUGGUGUGGGAAACGUCUUCAUCAAGAAUCUGGACAAAUCUAUAGAUAACAAGGCACUUUAUGAUACUUUUUCUGCUUUUGGGAACAUUCUGUCCUGCAAGGUGGUGUGUGAUGAGAACGGCUCUAAGGGUUAUGCCUUUGUCCACUUCGAGACCCAGGAGGCUGCCGACAAGGCCAUCGAGAAGAUGAACGGCAUGCUCCUCAAUGACCGCAAAGUGUUUGUGGGCAGAUUCAAGUCUCGAAAAGAGCGGGAAGCUGAACUUGGAGCCAAAGCCAAGGAAUUCACCAAUGUUUACAUCAAAAACUUCGGGGAAGAGGUUGAUGAUGAAAAUCUGAAAGAGCUAUUUAGCCAGUUUGGUAAGACCCUAAGUGUCAAGGUGAUGAGAGAUCCCAGUGGGAAAUCCAAAGGCUUUGGCUUUGUGAGUUACGAAAAACACGAGGAUGCCAAUAAGGCUGUGGAAGAGAUGAAUGGAAAAGAAAUCACCGGGAAGGUCAUUUUCGUUGGCCGUGCACAGAAGAAAGUGGAGCGGCAGGCCGAGUUAAAGCGGAAGUUUGAACAGCUGAAGCAGGAGAGGAUCAGUCGCUAUCAGGGGGUGAAUCUCUACAUUAAGAACUUGGAUGACACCAUCGAUGACGAGAAGUUAAGAAAAGAAUUUUCUCCUUUUGGAUCAAUCACCAGUGCUAAGGUGAUGCUAGAGGAUGGGAGAAGCAAAGGAUUUGGCUUUGUCUGCUUCUCAUCCCCUGAAGAGGCAACCAAAGCAGUCACGGAGAUGAAUGGACGCAUCGUGGGCUCAAAGCCACUGUAUGUCGCUCUGGCCCAGAGAAAGGAGGAGAGGAAGGCUCACCUGACCAACCAGUAUAUGCAGCGGGUGGCCGGGAUGAGGGCACUGCCUGCCAACGCCAUCUUAAAUCAGUUCCAGCCUGCAGCUGGGGGCUACUUCGUGCCAGCAGUUCCACAGGCUCAGGGAAGACCUCCAUAUUACACACCUAACCAGUUAGCACAGAUGAGGCCUAAUCCACGCUGGCAGCAAGGUGGGAGACCUCAAGGCUUCCAAGGAAUGCCAAGUGCUAUACGCCAGUCUGGGCCUCGUCCAGCUCUUCGCCAUCUGGCUCCAACUGGUAAUGCUCCGGCCUCUCGCGGCCUCCCUACUACCGCUCAGAGAGUCGGGUCUGAGUGCCCGGACCGCUUGGCUAUGGACUUUGGUGGGGCUGGUGCCGCCCAGCAAGGGCUGACUGACAGCUGCCAGUCUGGAGGUGUUCCCACAGCUGUGCAGAACUUAGCGCCUCGGGCUGCUGUUGCUGCCGCUGCUCCUCGGGCUGUUGCACCUUACAAAUACGCCUCCAGCGUCCGCAGUCCUCACCCUGCCAUCCAGCCCCUGCAGGCACCCCAGCCUGCGGUCCACGUGCAGGGGCAGGAGCCGCUGACCGCCUCCAUGCUGGCUGCAGCACCGCCCCAGGAACAGAAGCAGAUGCUGGGUGAACGUCUGUUCCCACUCAUCCAGACGAUGCACUCGAACCUGGCUGGGAAGAUAACUGGGAUGCUGCUGGAGAUUGACAACUCGGAGCUGCUGCACAUGCUGGAGUCCCCCGAGUCUCUCCGCUCCAAGGUGGAUGAGGCUGUGGCGGUCCUUCAGGCUCAUCAUGCCAAGAAAGAAGCUGCUCAGAAGGUGGGCGCUGUCGCUGCUGCUACCUCUUAGACAAGGACGAACCGAUUCAAAAGCCAAAUAAACCCUCAUGGAAUUCAGCUCAAGGUUUGAAGACUUCCUAGCUUGUCCUAUGGACCUCAACACCAAGAACCGCAAUUGCAAAUUUAAUAGGUCAUUUUGUAUCAAAAGGUCAAUUAUGAAGCACCUAGAAUUUUUCAAUUUAAAGAAUAUAUUCUCUGGGCUCUGAUAUGGCCCAGACAGUGUUAACUUUUCUUUUUCUAUUGUGGGUUUUGAUUUUUUUCCCCCAGAAAUUGGUUUUAUUUGAUGUACCCAAGUCUUAAGUUUCUCAAUAAAGAAAAAAAUCUCCAUAAAACUGUUUUUCUGACCACAGUUUUCUGUAAAUUCCAGUGUCCACUGAAAGUAACUUUUGGAUGUAAAUAAGGUCAAUAAAUGAAGUUCUAUAAGCA